Melospiza georgiana is the source of this 792-nucleotide messenger RNA. Its product is annotated as duodenase-1-like. Gene Ontology annotation, biological process: proteolysis. Bases 1 to 792 code for a protein of 263 amino acids. The transcript has 5 exons. The record is from RefSeq and is a predicted model, not a curated record. Gene Ontology annotation, molecular function: serine-type endopeptidase activity. Gene Ontology annotation, cellular component: intracellular membrane-bounded organelle; cytoplasm. Lineage: Eukaryota; Metazoa; Chordata; Aves; Passeriformes; Passerellidae.
AUGCUGCUGCUCCUUCUGCUCACAAAUGCUUUUGUCCUUCUGCCCUGGGCUGGGGCUGGAAGGAUCAUUGGUGGACGAGAGGUAAAGGACCACUCCAGACCCUACAUGGCUUUUUUAAAAAUUAAAACUGGCUCAAAACCUAGUAGGUGUGGAGGGUUCCUGAUUCGCCCAGACGCAGUGCUCUCAGCAGCUCACUGUGUGGAUAAAGAAGGGAGUGUGAACGUCACUGUGAUUCUGGGAGCCCACAACGUAAAGAAGCAGGAACAGAGCCAGCAGGAGAUCCCUGCUGAACGAUUGGUCAUCCAUCCUGAAUAUUCCCGUGAUGGCAAGAAAAAUGACAUUGUGCUGCUGAAGCUGAAGAAAAAAGCUGAGAUCAAUGAGUAUGUGCGAUGUAUCUCCAUUGCCAAGGAAAAUGAACGUGUGAGAGUAGGAGAUUUGUGCACGGUGUCAGGCUGGGGCCGGACAUCUCUGAAAAAGCCGGGGAGUGAUGUCUUGAUGGAGGUGGAUCUGGAGGUUCAAUAUGCAGAAAUAUGUGAACAGCGUUUCCGUAACUAUCAGUGUCAGUCUAUGAUCUGUGUCGGUGAUGAAAACAGUAAAAAAUCAACUUACAAGGGUGAUUCUGGUGGCCCAUUAGUCUGCAAUAAGAAGGCUCAUGGCAUUGUUUCUCAUGGAAAACCAGGCUGCCUCUUUCCUAAGGUAUUCACCAGGAUCUCGUACUUUGAGCCCUGGAUCCGCAAGAAGCUGAAGGGUUUUUCGCGCAAGGCAAUUCCUUGCAUUCCCUUCUCUGACUAA